Astyanax mexicanus (Mexican tetra) is the source of this 5614-nucleotide messenger RNA. RefSeq names its product acid-sensing ion channel 2. Gene Ontology annotation, cellular component: membrane. Bases 1375 to 3099 code for a protein of 574 amino acids. Gene Ontology annotation, biological process: sodium ion transmembrane transport. Gene Ontology annotation, molecular function: ligand-gated sodium channel activity. The record is from RefSeq and is a predicted model, not a curated record. Lineage: Eukaryota; Metazoa; Chordata; Actinopteri; Characiformes; Acestrorhamphidae. The transcript has 10 exons.
AGGAAGGAGCGAGGACAGGCGCGAGAGCUGUUAAAUGAGAGAAAGCUCAUUAGGUAGAAAAAGAAGAGAGCAAGGAAUAAGGGGAUACUGUUCAAGGAGAGACAGGAAGAUAAAUUGACAAGAGAAGGAAGAAGUGUCAAAUAAAUCAGUAAGAGAGAGAGAGUAUGCAAACGGAAGUGUUGAGAUGACGUGUUGAAAAGAACAAGAAGAAAGAAGGAGAGAGAGAAAAAGAGAGAUGAAAAAAAGUAAAAGAGAAAAGGUAAAGAGUUGAUCGCACUGGAUGUAAAAGAUCAAGUCCACAAGCCUCGAAAAGAGAGACAGAUAGAGGGACACUAAACGGAGAUUACAGAUCCAUGGCUGUUGACUGGACCAGUUAAAAAAGCAGCCGGCACCAGGAUUGGCCAGUGAGCUGCAGACGUGCACCACUGGAGCGAGAACUUCACGGACGAGCCAGAGAACGCCAGCGAAAGAACAGUCCGGAUCAACUGUCCCCACACAUGAGCCGGUCAGACAUUGUGGUCUGGCACUGAACCAUUCGAUCCCUCCCUUUUAAACCUUGGAUUUUUCCUGCAACCUUUCGCUUCACCUGUUUCCUUUUCUGCCGUUCAUUUGCUCCGUCGCCUCUCCCUCUCCCAGAAUCCCCCCAUUUGCUCCUUAAUAUCUCUCGUUCAUCUUUCCAUACUGCUGUGUGAGUGUGGUGUGUGUGUGGUGUGUGUGUGCAUGUGCUAGUGCCAGUGUUUGACGAGGCAGAAGCUGAAGGUUGGUCAGAAAGAGCCUGCAAGCAUCCGUUUUCUAUUCCUAGCCCAGUCCACUCAGGGCAUGCUGACCUGAUGGACUGAGAAAGAAAGAUGGAGAAAGGCAGAGAGGAAGAGAGGAGACAGGGAGAGUGAUAGAGUGAUAGAGAUGUAGCUUAGAGGUUUUUGGUGUUCUUGCCAGAAUGUUUGAGAACAGUGGGAAAGAGGCAUGGGCUGCAUGAACUGGCCUUUUGCAUGAGCUGCACAAGACAGGACCCUAGACAUGCUCUACUUUUCAGUCUUUGCUGGUUUGAACCUGCGCUGAAUGGGUAAUGUGCUGUUAUCAGAAGUAAUACACUUUGAAUGCCCUUGUGAGUGAUUAACGCUGUGUCAGAUCGAAGCAAAUAGGAAUGACUUAUCAGCUGUAAGUUUUAUUACCAGCAUGUUCAGAGCUGCUACUGUAGAUUACUUUCGGUAAAGACCUUUUUGGUCACCUUGGAUGUUGAGGAAAGAUAAGUGUUGUAGACACAGUGCAUGGGCAAGUACCACGAGAAAGUAGUGUUAUUUUAGCGCUAAUUCCUGGCCUAAUUUUUGGUCGCCUCAGCGCUUGGUCCCUUGAGAAUUGCCCUGCUGGAGCCCCAUGAGUGCCCCGGCCGCAGAGGCCUGGCUGGGAGAUGAAGCCGUCGUGCCCUCUGCUACUCUAGCGGCCCUGUGGGCCCUCAUGGCUCAGGAAGGCCCCUGUCCCCCCGGCCCAAUCCCCUCCUCCUCUUCCUCUCCCCCUCUGGGGUCCCGCCAUCGCCGUCGCCUGGCUCGCCCUGGGACGCCACGGGCCAGUGCCGCUCCGUCCCAUCGACUCUCUCCUUUGGCCCUCCUGGCCCGGACUCGUCUGCACGGCCUGCGUCAGGCCUGCGCCCCGGCUGCUUCGGUGGGCCGCCGUGCCUUCUGGACGCUUGCCCUUUGCACCUCAGUGGGCUUGCUUUUGUCCUGGUCAUCCAAUCGUCUGCUGCACUGGUUGGCCUUCCCCACACACACAAGGGUGCACACAGAAUGGGCGAGAGAACUACCGUUUCCAACCGUCACCAUCUGCAACAACAACCCGGUGCGCCUUUACCACCUCACCAAAAGCGACCUGUACUUUGCUGGCCACUGGCUGGGCCUCCUCCUGGCCAACCGCACCGCUCGGCCACUGGUCCUGGACCUGCUGCACGAGGAGAGGCGAGGUUGGUUCAGAAAGCUCUCUGACUUUCGCCUCUUCUUGCCGCCGAGGCGCUUCGAAGGAACCAGCCUGGAAUUCAUGGACCGACUGGGACACCAACUGGAUGAUAUGCUGCUGGGCUGCAAGUACAGAGGAGAGCCGUGUGGAGCUCACAACUUCUCCACCGUGUUUACACGGUAUGGGAAGUGUUACAUGUUCAAUGCAGCCGAAGAGGGGAAGACUCUACGAACCACAAUGAAGGGAGGAACCGGCAACGGCCUGGAGAUAAUGCUGGACAUUCAGCAAGACGAGUACCUGCCGGUGUGGGGGGAGACAGAAGAGACAGCGUUUGAAGCCGGCGUCCGGGUGCAGAUCCACAGUCAGGCUGAGCCUCCGUUUGUUCACGAGCUCGGCUUCGGGGUGGCGCCCGGCUUCCAGACCUUUGUAGCCACACAAGAGCAGCGGUUAACAUAUCUGCCCCCGCCGUGGGGGGAGUGUGUGUCCCGGGCGCUGGACUCCAGCUUCUUCCAGGUCUACAGCGUCACGGCCUGCCGCAUCGAGUGCGAGACUCGCUACAUCGUGGAGAACUGCAACUGCAGGAUGGUCCACAUGCCAGGGGACUCUCCAUACUGCACUCCAGAACAGUAUAAAGACUGUGCAGAACCUGCGCUUGCUGCCCUGUCAGCAGUCGAGGGAAGUAACUGCGUAUGCAGAAACCCCUGCAACAUGACGCGUUACAACAAAGAGCUCUCCAUGGUCAAGAUCCCCAGCAAGACAUCAGCACGCUACCUGGAGAAGAAAUUCAACAGAUCAGAGAAGUACAUCACGGACAACAUCCUGGUCCUGGACGUCUUCUUUGAGGCUUUGAAUUACGAGACCAUUGAGCAAAAGAAAGCGUAUGAAGUGGCUGGCCUUCUAGGCGAUAUCGGCGGGCAGAUGGGGUUGUUUAUCGGUGCGAGCAUACUGACAAUCCUCGAGCUAUUCGACUACGCCUAUGAGGUGGUGAAGGAGAGACUUUUGGACCUCUUGAGUCGAGAUGAGGAGGAAGAGAGUCGAGGAGAAGACGUGAGCACCUGUGAUCCUGUAGUGAAUCACUCGGAGACGAUCAGCCACACGGUCAGCGUUCCUCUACAGACCACUCUAGGAACGCUGGAGGAGAUCGCCUGCUGAGUGCACUUUCCCUCCACACCACCAGGAGGCGGACCACAUCUUCCUCUCUUUCCCUGACAGUCUACUGAUGGGACAGAAGUCUGGGGAAGACGGGCCGAAACGAAAAGAGGGAACGUCUGAAACGACUCGUUCUCUUUAUUUUCUUGCUGUUCAAACUGUUUAAACUGUUCAAACAUGAUCAUCUUGCACAAAACCCAUAAAAAAAAUAAAAAAAACAAGCGCAGAGGCAGCGACCAAUGAACAACGCAAAGGAUCGUCAGGAGGAGGAUGCUGACCUCUUUCUUUCCACACACACACUUUCAUACACACACAUACAGUCAUACACACACACACAGUUCCCAAAGCCGAAACUGAGGCAAGACUCAUCUGAGACAGUUCCAAACACGAAACAAAGUGUGUGUGAAUGUGCACUCGCGUAGGACUUUACAAAUCAGUGUGUAAAUGUCUCUCUCUCUCCCUCUCUUUCUCUCUCUCUUUUGCUCUCUCUCUCGUUCUCUAUCUCUCUCUGCUCAGCCGCCGUUUUGAAGUCUACUGCCAAAAACAUGAAGAAAUACCAGAGAAAACAUGGUGAACCUCUUUUAACUUUGCAUGUGUCGGUUUCUCGGGCUGUGAUGCUCUCUCUCGUUUUCUCUCGCGCCAAGAGCACUUCCAUCGCGCCGCUCGUUCGCUGUGUGUCUCUCUGCAUCCGGCCGGCCAGAACCUGUCCCGAAUCUACAACCCUACAAUCGGCACCCAUCCUUUCUUUUCUUCUUAUUUCUUUUCUUCUCUCAUUUUCUUUGUUCACUAGUUCUUCACUUUUCUAUUUUAAAAUUUGAACCCAAAAAGCCCUAGAAACCCAUAGGAACCCCUACUGACAUUUCUGCCACCGCAACUUCACCUUGUGACUGGAUAACGAGGGUCUCUGCACCAGGCGCCUUCCUUUAUCAACCUGUAAACUCAAAUUAUAAGGGAGAGGAAUACAAAAGAGAAGGUAAAGAAAAAGAAGAAAAGAAAAUAGCAAAAGAACUUGAAGAUUUAAAAAAAAGGUGUUUUAUUGUCUUUUGUUUUUAAGCCAUAAAAUGUGGUCAUGUCAUCUUACAGGAACAAUAACCAUAUAUGUAGUUCUUAGUCUUGCUUAGUUUUGGGAUUUUUUUUGGUUUCUUUGUUCUUGUUUUGUUUUCUUUAGCCAGACAAUCAAUUGUUUUUGCCACAUUUCCGAUACAUAUCUGAUACUCACUGUAUCUGAUCAUAUCUUUUUUUAAGCAGUCUCACCUUUGUAGAUGUUUGAGUACUGAUUCAUUUACUUGGCCAAGGUAGGUGAUACAGUUUCAAAAGCAAGACCUAAACAAGGUUCCUCAAUGUUUAAAAAAGGGUUGAAGGGGUUCUGUACACAUUUUCAAAAGUAGUCCUUUCAAGAUUUACCUAUUAAAAAUGUCACUGAAAGUGGUUGUUGUAUGGCAUUGAAUAAAAAAAGAACCGUUAAGAGUUAAACUAGAAAGAGAAUUGACAAAUUGGGGGAAAGCUCUGUGUACUUUAGGCUCUGAUCAAGUGGAGCUACACUUGUCUUAAUAUUAAAGGUCCUACAAUUAGUUUUGUAACAUUUUUAGGCAUAUUCAGAGAAUUAUAUUCAAAAACCAUUAAACUAAAGCAGAUUUGGCCCCUAAAAUGUCCUUUGGAUUGUUCAGAACAUCAAUGUUAGCAAAGCGAGACCCAGCAUUGUGUGCUAAUUUUUUUUUUCACCCCAAUUUAGGCCAAUUCUCCCACCCAUUCAGCUGCUAGUCACCUUUAUAUCCCCCUAUCACUAGAAGGGUGAAGACUAGCACAUGCCUCCUCCGACACAUGUGAAGUCAGCCACCACCCCUUGUCUAACGGCUGCUGAUGUAGCCGGUAGUCGGUUCUGAUACAUCAGCUCACAGACGCCUUGUGCUGAUCGACAUCACCCUUUGGAGUGAUGUGGGGAAUGAGCGCCGCCAUCUACCCACCCAGAGAGAGCAAGGCCGAUUGUGCUCUCUCAGGGCUCUGGCAGCUGAAGGCAAGCUGCAUGACUGGGAUUCGAACCAGCGAUCUCCCGAUCAUUACAUUAAUGUCAGCGCUAUAGACUGCUGGGACUCUCAGCCACCCAAUGUGUGCUACGUUUCAAAAUGUUCCAAAAAUGUAAGUGAAGUGAGAAAUUUGAACAAAAUCUUAGCAUCUUACAGUGUAUAAUGUUUUUUUUAAAGACCAACUUUUGGUUCUAUAAAACAUUUUUAAAAUAUAGAGAAAAGAGAUGUACAAGUGGAGGUUUAAGAACCAUAUGCUCCUUUUCGCAGAACCUAAAGGUCUAGAAAUUCUUCUACGACUUCAUUAAUUAACUUUCUUGUUACACCUUUACUGUAGCCUGAAGACCUUUUCUGUUUCAACCAGCAGAGGAGCAGAAUAAUAUGUAGAGAACCAGCAUGGUGAGUUAGUCCCCCCGCCUCUAUAUAUGUUAUCCAGAGGAUUUAAGGAUAUAAGAUACAUGGCUAAUGGGAUACUAAUGGCACGGAACGAUCGCCAU